Rhinichthys klamathensis goyatoka is the source of this 1504-nucleotide messenger RNA. It is a transcript of the gene casp7, whose product is annotated as caspase 7, apoptosis-related cysteine peptidase. The coding region runs from base 1 to 918 and encodes 305 amino acids. Gene Ontology annotation, biological process: proteolysis; apoptotic process. The transcript has 6 exons. The record is from RefSeq and is a predicted model, not a curated record. Lineage: Eukaryota; Metazoa; Chordata; Actinopteri; Cypriniformes; Leuciscidae. Gene Ontology annotation, cellular component: cytoplasm.
AUGGAUAAAAAAACCCCUGCUGCUAAGGACCAAGAUGGAGGAGGAGACCUGAUAGAUGCGAAACCUGACCGCAAAGGGAGAUUUAUCCUUUUUGGCCGUAAGAAGAAGGAUGGGAUAUUGCAGGAAAAAGAGCAAUCUUCUGAAAGCCAAUACAGGAUUGUUUCACCAACAUUCCAGUAUAAGAUGAGCCACCGGAGCAUUGGCAAGUGCAUCAUCAUCAACAACAAGAACUUUGAUGAUAAGACAGGGAUGAAUGUACGCAAUGGCACGGAUCGGGAUGUUGGAGAGCUGUUAAAGCGCUUUAAAAGCUUGGGUUUUGAAGUUUUCAUCUACAAUGACCAGACCUGUAAGAAUAUGGAGCGUCUACUUAAAAAAGUCUCAGAAGAGGACCACAGCGACAGCUCCUGCUUCGCCUGCAUCUUGCUGAGCCACGGCGAGGAGGGCAUGAUUUACGGCACAGAUGGAGCCGUUCCCAUCAAGAGCAUGACCUCGCUCUUCAAAGGAGACGUGUGCAAGAGCCUCGUGGGCAAGCCAAAGCUCUUUUUCAUCCAGGCUUGUCGGGGUUCAGAAUUUGAUGAUGGCAUACAGACUGACUCAGGGCCAUCCAAUGAAACGAUAGAGACAGAUGCCAAUCCAACACACAAGAUUCCGGUAGAGGCAGACUUCCUGUUCGCAUAUUCAACUGUGCCAGGUUACUACUCCUGGAGGAAUCCGGGCCGAGGGUCCUGGUUUGUCCAGGCCCUCUGUGACGUUCUUGAUGAGUUUGGCAAGCAACUUGAGAUCAUGCAGAUCCUCACACGGGUCAACUACAAGGUGGCCACCAGCUUCGAGUCCUGGUCAGAGGACCCUCGUUUUAGCGAGAAGAAACAGAUACCUUGUGUGGUGUCCAUGUUGACUAAAGAGCUCUACUUCAACUAAUCUGAGUCGACCAUCUUCACAUGCUGUGCUCCGUCUGCCUUUUCUCUGCACACACAUUUUCUUCCCAAGGACAUUAUAGUAGCACACUUUUAAUUUGUUAUCUCUUAACAGUAAAUAUUAACAGAAUUGUUAUCCUUUUUUGUCAUUGAUCCGCCAUAAGGAGGGAAACCUCAGUCUAAUACUUGAGCAAAAUAUUUUUACAUUUUUACGGUGCACAUUUUAGGAUAACAGGCAGGAAAGACACAUCAGGUGUACAAAGACUCACCACUGACUGACUUCACUCGACCAAGUGGUCACAACAUUCAAGGAUGAUCCCAGAUGGAAGUUUGUGUGUGAAAGCAAUUUUUACCCGCUAUGCUGUGCAUACAGACACGGAAAAGGUCUUCCUGUGCUACUUCCUGUUCCAGUUCACUAGCUUCUCAGUGCAUGUUCUAUUUCAACUUCCUCAGAGUAUUCCAGAGAAUAGUGAUGUCAUGUAUGAUCUUUGUCAACUGGCAGUGUAAAAUAUCCAUGUUGCUUUGCCAACUUUGAAAGUUUGCUGCCCUUUUUACCCUACAAGAUAAAACUCUUUUUGGAUAUGAAUGAA